CUGGGGCUCAGCCUCAUGCUCCUCAAAUGGAUCGUGGUGGGCUCCGUCAAGGAGUACGUGCCCACCGACCUGGUGGACUCCAAGGGGAUGGGCCAGGACCCCUUCUUCCUCUCCAAGCCCAGCUCUUUCCCCAAGGCCAUGGAGACUACGACCGCGACCACUUCCACCACAUCCCCUGCUACCCCCUCCGCCGCCGGCGCCGCCUCCUCCAGGACGCCCAACCGGAUUAGUACCCGCCUGACCACCAUCACGCGAGCGCCCACUCGCUUCCCCGGGCACCGGGUGCCCAUCAGGGCCAGCCCGCGCUCCACCACAGCACGGAACACUGCGGCCCCCUCGACGGUCCUGUCCACCACGACCCCUUUCUUCAGUAGCAGCACGCCGGGCUCCCGGCCCCCGGUGCCAGGAACCCUCAGUACCCAGGCAAUGCCCUCCUGGCCCACUGCGGCAUACGCUACCUCCUCCUACCUUCAUGAUUCUACCCCCUCCUGGACCCUGUCUCCCUUCCAGGAUGCUGCCACCUCCUCCUCCUCUUCCUAUUCUUCCUCCUCUACCACCACCACACCAGAAACUAGCACCAGCCCCAGAUUUCACACCACGACGUAUUCCACGGAGCGGUCGGAGCACUUCAAACCCUGCCGAGACAAGGACCUCGCCUACUGCCUCAAUGACGGCGAGUGCUUCGUGAUCGAAACCCUGACCGGAUCCCACAAACACUGUCGGUGCAAAGAAGGCUACCAAGGAGUCCGUUGUGAUCAAUUUCUGCCGAAAACCGAUUCCAUCUUAUCGGAUCCAACAGACCACUUGGGGAUUGAAUUCAUGGAGAGUGAAGAAGUUUAUCAAAGGCAGGUGCUGUCAAUUUCAUGUAUCAUCUUUGGAAUUGUCAUCGUGGGCAUGUUCUGUGCAGCAUUCUACUUCAAAAGCAAGAAACAAGCUAAACAAAUCCAAGAGCAGCUCAAAGUGCCACAAAAUGGUAAAAACUACAGUCUCAAAGCAUCCAACACAAUGACAAAGUCAGAAAACUUGGUGAAGAGUCACGUCCAGCUGCAAAAUUAUUCAAAGGCGGAAAGGCAUCCUGUGACUGCAUUGGAGAAAAUGAUGGAGUCAAGUUUUGUCGGCCCCCAGUCAUUCCCUGAGGUCCCUUCUCCUGACAGAGGAAGCCAAUCUGUCAAACACCACAGGAGUCUCUCCUCUUGCUGUAGCCCAGGGCAAAGGAGUGGAAUGCUCCAUAGGAAUGCCUUCAGAAGGACACCCCCCUCACCUCGAAGUAGGCUGGGUGGAAUUGUGGGACCAGCAUAUCAGCAACUCGAAGAAUCAAGGAUCCCAGACCAGGAUACGAUACCUUGCCAAGGGUAUUCAUCUAAUGGUUUGAAAACCCAACAAAAUGCAUCAAUAAAUAUGCAACUGCCUUCAAGAGAGACAAACCCCUAUUUUAAUAGCUUGGAGCAAAAGGACCUGGUGGGCUAUUCAUCCACAAGGGCCAGUUCUGUGCCCAUCAUCCCUUCAGUGGGUCUUGAGGAAACCUGCAUGCAAAUGCCAGGGAUUUCUGAAGUCAAAAGCAUCAAAUGGUGCAAAAACACCUACUCAGCUGACAUGGUCAACGUGAGUAUUCCCGUCAGCGAUUGUCUUAUAGCAGAACAGCAAGAAGUGAAAAUAUUGCUAGAAACUGUCCAGGAGCAGAUCCGAAUUCUGACUGAUGCCAGGAGGUCAGAAGACUACGAACUGGCCAGCGUAGAGACCGAGGACAGUGCGAGUGAAAACACAGCCUUUCUCCCCCUGAGUCCCACGGCCAAAUCAGAACGAGAGGCACAAUUUGUCUUAAGGAAUGAAAUACAAAGAGACUCUGCACUGACCAAGUGACUUGAGAUGUAGGAAUCUGUGCAUUCUAGGCUUUGCUCAACAGGAAAGAAAGGAAAUUAAAUACAAAUUAUUUAUAUGCAUUAAUUUAAGAGCAUCUACUUAGAAGAAACCAAAUAGUCUAUCGCCCUCAUAUCAUAGUGUUUUUUAACAAAAUAUUUUUUUAAAGGGAAAGAAAUGUUUCAGGAGGGAUAAAGCUUACCACUGAAGCUUUUGGGUAGAAUUCCGAAUCCAAUUUCAGUUAGUCCCAACGCUGCCCUCUUUGGCUCUUAGAAGAUGUGGGUGAUUCGGAACCUUGGUCCCACAGUGCCAGUGUCCUCAUUAAAACAUACUGGCGGUUACCUGGUUUCAAAGAGACAAGAGCUGUCUUAGGAGGGCAGACGCGCCAGUGAGCAAGUGGCCCUUGCCAUUCGGCGUGUGAGUCCCAACCCUAAAUUUCUAUUCACCCAAUAGCCUCAUCACAGGUUAUGUCAUGUCAACAAAUGUGGUGUUUUCUAUUUGAUUUUUUAAGAAUGGCACAAAGACUCUGGAGCAGAAAGGAGGAUAAAAGCAGAGGGAGUGAUCGGGGGCAACCUGAACUACUCUUGUGUGUCAUCGUCCUCUGAAAUCUGAAAGCGCAGAAUCUCAGAGGAAGAUAGGAAAAUAUUACAGAAAAAGAGACAAAAAAAAAUCACAGUGUCAUGUCACUAAAAUCCUACUAAUAGAAAUGUUUUUCCUCGAGAUUUAGAGGCUCUGAAGGAGCGUUUCUCAGUUUGUGUGUGCCUGUGUGUACAUGUGUGUGCGAGUGUGCGUGCGUGAGGGCUUGCUCACUCGAGCACAUAUGCUGUAUGCACAUGUGUUCAUUGUGUGUGCGUGUGUGUGUGCAUGUGUGUGUGUAUUAAGCUUGCUAAACUUUGUUCGGAAACAUCAAGGAAUCUAAUAUUAAAAAAAAUUCCCUCUUAGGUAUCUGUUCACUUUAAAUUUUUCCACUAAGUAUGAAGUUCAGUUAGUAAGUUUAAAAUCAAGGUCACGUGCAUGGUGGGGUCCUCUAAAACUCUCGAUAAUGUCUAGAUCAUUUUCUGAUGUGAGUACUUUGGAGAGGGAUAGCUAUCGGCUCUUUAAUGAGAUUCGGUAGCACAUGGGAAGUUAAUUGAGGAUGUGUGUUAAUUUUGAAUCAUGCCUACUUAAAUUAUUUACACAAGGCAAUUAACAAAUUGACAGUUACCAUUUGCUUUCUCAUCAUCCUCAUUACUAUUUAUUUAAUAGCAAGUCUGCUACGUGUGGACCAAGGCAUUGGCUUCUGUAGUUAAUAUGGAAAGAAUAAAUUUGUUGAAAUCACAAAGCCCAGACUAUUCAGUUCACAAGAAGCCCCCCACCCCCCAAAGAACAGUAAAUUGUGUUGUAUGUUCAUUUGGAAUAAAGCAAUAUUUUUACCACUGCUAAGGUGAACUGAAACCUCUCCUGAAGAUUCGUCUGUUUAUUUACCCUCACUUUCAUGGGGCGUACAAGGAAAUUAGUGUUCACAUACCCAGUCUUCUUCCAAUUAUUGGUGGUGUUGAGUUGUUAUGUUUACACUGUUUUAAAUAAAAAGGCACAGUAUUUGAAAGUAU
Molecule: messenger RNA, 3446 nt
Organism: Otolemur garnettii (small-eared galago)
Lineage: Eukaryota; Metazoa; Chordata; Mammalia; Primates; Galagidae
Gene: NRG3
Product: neuregulin 3
Exons: 9
Coding region: 16-1860 (614 amino acids)
Biological process (GO): nervous system development; intracellular signal transduction; animal organ development
Molecular function (GO): chemorepellent activity
Source: RefSeq, a predicted model, not a curated record